ACUCCCCGACCCCCCCCCCUUCGCCCGAAGCUCGCCCAAUGCGCGUGGUGUCCGUGUCCGGGGAGACCUUGGCGGAGGUGGAUGCCGAGGCCUUGAGCAACUCUCCGCUGGCCAAGAACGGGUUUGGCGUAGCUGUGAAGGAAGAGCUGCAGGAUAAGAUCAAUGUUUCCACCUUCCGCUUGCGCCUCUUGCGGGACAAGGGCAUCCUUCCAGACCUUGGCACUUGGGAGGAGCUGGGCCGACCACAGGAGUUGCAGGUGGUGAUCUUGCCCUGCGGCCACGGCUCCGAAGAGCAGCUGCUGCAGGCGGCAGACAGAGGGGACCUGAACCUCAUGAAGCGCCUCCUGGCGGAGCCGGCGGACCCCAACUGCCGGGACCUCCAGGGCAAGUCCCCGCUGCUCAAGGCCAGCGCCAAGAACAACCUGAAGUUGGUGCAGCUGCUGUUGAAGGCCGCGGCGGACGUGGGUUUGAGGGACUUCAGCGGCAGCACGGCGCUGAUGACCGCGGCGGGCUUGGGCCACACCGAGGUGGUGCGGUGCCUGGUCUCCUCGGGCGCCUCGAAGGACGAGGCGGAUGGCAACGGGAAGACCCCGCUGCAGGUGGCCGCCGGGGAGGGUCACCUGGAGGUGGUCCGCUUCCUGUGCACCGCGGGCGCAGACAAGGAGGCCCUUGACGCGCGGGGCCGGGGGCCUUUGCAUCUGGCGGUUGACUCCGGGCGCAUGGACGUGGUACACUACUUGCUGGAUGCGGGGGCCAACAAGGACCAGCCGGACCACCAGGGCCGCACGCCGCUUCACGAGGCGGUGGUGGCGCCCCAGUUCUCCCUGGUGCGGCUGCUGAACGAGGCUGGGGUGGACAAGCACAAGGGUGACGAUAUGGGCCGCACCGCGCUGUAUGAGGCUGCCUGCGCUGGCAACAAGCAGGCGGUGGUGUACCUCAUCCAGCAGGGCGCCGAUGUGGAUGCUCGGGACCUCGAGGCGCGAACCUCCCUGCACAUGGCCAGUCAGAUCGGCUGUGUGGGGGUGGUGAGAUGCCUGCUGGACGCUGCGGCCAGUGCCGAGACCGUGGACCGCGAUGGCUGGACGCCUCUCCACGUGGCCUGCUGGUUCGGGAGGCUGGGCGUGGUGCGGCUGCUGUGCCACGUGGCGCGCCGGGACCGACAGGACAACCAGGGCCGCACCGCGCUCUUCCUGGCGGCCAGCAGCGGACAGGCGGACGUGGUGCGAUGCCUCAUUCAGAUGGGCGCCGACCGGAACCGCCCGGAGGCCAGCUGCGGGCGGUCCCCGCUCUUCGAGGCGGCACGGCUCAGGUGGGGCGCCGUGGUGGAGGCCUUGUGUCAAGCGAGGGCCAACAGCGACCAAGCAGACCAGCAGGGCAGGACGCCUCUACAUGUGGCCAUUUGGAACGGCUCCGUGCAUGUGGUGGAUGUGCUUCUACGCACAGGCGCCGACAAGAACAAGCCAGACUGGGACGGCAGGACCCCGCUAUAUCUGGCGGCCUUUAUGGGACAUUUGCCCAUCUCCCGCUUGCUCACAGAGUCUGGGGCCAACAAGAACAAGGCGGAUCCACAUGGGCGCGCGCCGCUGCACAUCGCCACGCGCGGGGGUCACUAUGCCGUGGUGAAGUACCUCAUCGAUGCAGGUGCCAAUCGGAACCAGGCGGAUCGGUACGGCAAGACGCCGUUGAUCGAGGCCAGCCGCUUGGGGCAUCUCGAGCUGGUUCGACUCUUUCUGCAGGUUGGCGUCGACAUGAACAAGGCCGACGGUUAUGGCAGGACGGCUGUGCAGCUGGCAACGGCGGCUGGACACCUGCGGGUGGCGCGUUGCUUGCUGGAGGAGAAGCAGCGCGACACUCCCACGGCGCCGACGUUCCAUACCUGGGUCUGAUCAGAUCGCACUUGUGCGAGUGGGUGGUAUUUUGCAGAAACCGGCCGUGGAAGUUCCACC
Molecule: messenger RNA, 1946 nt
Organism: Effrenium voratum
Lineage: Eukaryota; Dinophyceae; Suessiales; Symbiodiniaceae
Source: the annotation of a GenBank genome assembly